Puntigrus tetrazona (Sumatra barb) is the source of this 3015-nucleotide messenger RNA. RefSeq names its product plexin-C1-like. The coding region runs from base 16 to 2829 and encodes 937 amino acids. Gene Ontology annotation, molecular function: semaphorin receptor activity; protein binding. Gene Ontology annotation, cellular component: semaphorin receptor complex. The transcript is spliced from 15 exons. The record is from RefSeq and is a predicted model, not a curated record. Gene Ontology annotation, biological process: negative regulation of cell adhesion; regulation of cell migration; regulation of cell shape. NCBI's taxonomy places the organism in Eukaryota, Metazoa, Chordata, Actinopteri, Cypriniformes, Cyprinidae.
AUUUUAGAAAUCAAAAUGUCUCUGUUGUUGCUGAAACUCCACCCUCAUCUCACAGCGCUACUUCACAUCCACCCACUACACCCUUAUACUCAUCUGAGCGCAGCUGAUCUCUGUGACAAGAUCUCCAGCAGGCCUAUGCAACUGCUCAUUAAGAUGGGAAGAUACUUACUUGGAAUACUUGUACUUAUGAAAUACUGCAUUUGCGGUGACGUGGUGAACUUUGAUGGAGACAUUAAGGACUUUGUAGUCGCUAACAGUAAGUUAUUUGUUCUUACUGAACAUCGACUGCAUCAGAUGAGACACGAUCUAUAUGAGGAGAAGAGCAAAGACAUCACUGACGUCCCUCAGAAUAACAGAGUCAACAUUCUGGUGCCUUUUGAUGAGAACCGCACCCUGAUAACGUGUGGGACUUUUAAAGAGGGACAUUGUGAAGUUCUUGAUAUAAAUGACAUUACGAACAGUAUUUAUUAUGAAAAUGGUGUACCGCUAAAGUCACAACAGAAGAAAAUUGUUGCCUUCAUAGCCGGUAGAUUCCUUUUGGUUGGAAAAAAAGAAGACAACGCAAAAGACAGGUAUUCUGUUGUUAGUUUGGUGAACACUUUACAGACUCAAUCAGGUGGGAUUUUCUCAAUAUCAGCAGAUGGAUCAGAGGCCAUCAUUCAGAGCACAGUGAGAGAUGUGGAGUUUGUUGAUGGAUUUCAGAGAGUUUCUUCCUCAGAAUCCUAUUUGUUUCUCAACGCAGAGACUGACUCUGGAAGGAAAGUGAUUGUCUUGUGGAUGAACAGCUCUGAAGUAAAAAAGAUAGACAUAAUCAAAUCUCUCCGGUCUUCAACGAUACGAUGCUGCAGUGAUAAAACUCGUCCAGUGCUCGUCGCCUCCACCGUUAUUCCCUCAGAGACUGAUGUUAUUUGGGCAGGUGUGUUCAGUUCACAGGAUCAGCAGGAUCCGGAGAACAGCGCUCUGGCUCUGUACGACAUCAGUAAAGUUCAAGGCACAGUGAAGGGCUUCUGUGCUAAUGGUGAAAAACCUUGUGGAUCUGAGAGUGGCAGUGAACUUCAGCCUCUCUCUGUGGUGUUUAAGUACAGCUCAAUGUCAGCAGUGACAGCAAUGAGAGCUGGAUCCUGGACUGUGCUGUUCAUAGGAACCAGUGAUGGACAACUCAUCAGGCUGAUGUUGGAUGAGAGAUUCACGCCAGGCUGUCCAACAGUGCUGUUCAAAUCUGAUGACGAACGAGCAGUGCUUCCCAGAAUGCACUUUGAUCCAGUAGAUUUCAAACAUGUCUACAUCGCUCUGAGGAAACAGUUAAGAAGAGUGUCUAUGGUUAAGUGUGCUAAAUACAGCAAUCUGAGAAAGUGCAGCGCUGCUCCGGAUCCUCUCUGCGGCUGGUGUGUGAAAACACAGAGAUGCUCCACCCAAGACGAAUGUUCAAAAUCUUCAUGGGUGUUCACCCCAAAAGACUCCCUUCAGAAACUGCUGUUUUCUUUUCAGGUUUGGGCAGAGAAAUCUUCCGGCAAGAUUACUCUACAUCUUUCCUUGCGUCUGGAGAGCACAGAAAACCCCACCUUCUCAUGCACCUUCACCACGGGAAGUGGUAACCUGUGUGGCAAGUCUGAUCUGGACGCAGUUUUCCCAAACUGCUACUGUAGUUUUUCUGACCAGCUGCUAUCUACUGGAGGUUUAAAGAUCUCAGCUGAAGUGGCUGUUGGGGGUCAGAAAAUCACAGAGAAGCUGGUGCUGAAAAACUGCCUGGAUAUCAAAGAUAAUUUGCCAAGUGCUUCUUAUAUACAGUGUGUUCAGUGUGUCUCAUCUGGGUGUCACUGGUCCUCUUCCUCUCAGCGUUGUGAUUGGACACACGGACCUGGAGCACAGUUAAACAUACAGGAUUCGUGUAAUAAUGUGCUCUAUGAGAUGAAAUAUGAAGAACCAGAGAUUUUCUCCCUGGAGCCCAACAAGGUUUCUUUCCAUGGCAGAAACAAUGUUUCACUAAAAGGAAGAUAUCUGGGAUCUGUUACUAAAAUCCGUAUUCAAGGGGAUCUAGAGUGCAUUCCUAAAGAAUCUCCGGUGUUUGAUCGCUCCAGUGAUACUUUAAGGUUCCACAUUCCUCCCAGCGGAACUAAAGGAACAGUGAAAGUGUGUGUUGUUACUCCUGACGACCGUUGUCAUGGUAACAGCAUCAUCACUUACACUUCUCAGCCCAGCUGCACUGGAAUACAGCCCCCGGUCACCUGGAGGAGUGGUGGAAGAAAGAUUCACAUUAUGGGAAGCAAUCUGGAAUUUGUGGAAUCACUUACUUUCAAUUCCAGUUAUGCACAGUAUUACUUUGAAACAAACUACAAUGCAAGCUCGGGGGACAUGUGGUUUUACUCCCCUGAUUACUAUUAUUAUCAUUGUUAUGAUGGUUUUACUUUAAGUUUAAUUGUUGGGAACACCACUGUGGACUGUGUGGGUGAUUUGUCCUUCAUGUUUGAUCCAGAAUUUACUGGAUUCACCACCUUACAGGUGGCCGAUGAUCUGCAGGUGAACAUUAAGAAAAAGACAGAUGAGCUGAAUUUGAGUAUGACCGAGGUGACUGUGACGGGUCUACAGGGAGAUCAGCAGUAUCAGUGUGUUCUGGAUAGGAUUGAGUCCAAUGCUGUUAUCUGUAAGAUUAAAGGAGAAUCAGGAGCCGUCCCAACACUGGACUCACUCACUAUCCGUGUUGGGGAUUAUAACACUUUCCAAAGUCAAGAAAGACCAGCGUUUUUGCUUUUUUUUGCCUUGGCAUUUUCUUUCAUAUUCUUAUUGUUUUUUCUUAUCUUUUGCAUUUUAUUAUUUAUUUUUCGGGUUUAACGUAAUAUCUUAUCUGUUCUCCAGACAGCAGGUGGCGCAAUAUACUUACAUAUUCUGUAAUAUGCUGCAAAAACAUAGCCGUUCAAAGUUCUUACAGAGAUAUAGUCUGGUAGUUAUCACUGUAUUACAAUUAUUUUUGCAUUAGAAGGCUUUUGAUCUCAUUGUUCUCUUAUUAACCUAAUGUUU